Molecule: messenger RNA, 2540 nt
Organism: Drosophila kikkawai
Lineage: Eukaryota; Metazoa; Arthropoda; Insecta; Diptera; Drosophilidae
Product: acid phosphatase type 7
Molecular function (GO): metal ion binding; acid phosphatase activity
Source: RefSeq, a predicted model, not a curated record
CACACUGCUCUGCCUGUUUGUUUUGUUGUUGUGUCUCUAUAUAAAUUGCUGGAUAAUUCCAAUUUUGUGCUCAUUUUGUACUGUUGUUCCCGCUCCCGGAUCAUUUUUUUUUUGCCCACGACGCAAUUGUGUGAUUUGGCAAUGCUAUAAACUGCAGUUAACUGCCGUGUGAUCCGUGACUCCAAUAAAAACGUAUAAAAACAAAGAAGCGAAGCCGAAAAUGCAGCGCCUGCAGCAGUUUUUCCUGCUGCUCCUGGUUGGUGCGGCGGCAGCGGGACUGGCACAGGCCACUGUGGCGCAGGAGGAGCAAACGAAGGUGGCAGGCAACAUCGUUCACUAUCAGCCGGAGCAAGUGCAUCUGGCCUUCGGAGAGCGCACCGCUAGCGAGAUAGUCGUCACCUGGUCGACGCGCAGCCUACCGCCGGACCCGGAAUUGGGGGCGUCCAGCUUGGUGGAGUACAGUCGUAUGGUGCCCGGAGAGGUACCCCGGUUCACCCAGCACUCCCGCGGCACAGCCACCAAGUUUGUGGACGGCGGCCGCAAGCAGGCCACGCAGUACAUCCACCGGGUGACGCUUAGCGGCUUGGAGGCGAACGCCACGUACAUGUAUCACUGCGGCAGUGCCGUCGGCUGGUCGGCCAUCUUUCAGUUUCGAACGGUGCCCACCGCCACGGCCGACUGGUCACCCUCGGUGGCCAUCUACGGGGACAUGGGCAACGAGAAUGCCCAGUCCCUGGCCCGACUGCAGCAGGAGACGCAGCGUGGCAUGUACGAUGCCAUCAUCCAUGUGGGUGACUUUGCCUACGACAUGAACACGGAGAAUGCGCGCGUGGGCGAUGAGUUUAUGCGGCAGAUCGAGACGGUGGCCGCCUACCUGCCCUACAUGGUGGUGCCGGGCAACCACGAGGAGAAGUUCAACUUCUCGAACUAUCGCGCCCGCUUCAGCAUGCCGGGCGGCACGGAGAACAUGUUCUACAGCUUCGACCUGGGACCCGUCCACUUUGUGGGCAUCAGCACGGAGGUCUACUACUUCCUCAACUACGGCGUCAAGUCGCUGGUGUUCCAGUACGAGUGGCUGCGCCGGGAUCUGGCCAAGGCCAAUCUGCCCGAGAAUCGGGCUGAGCGUCCGUGGAUUAUCAUCUAUGGCCACCGGCCGAUGUACUGCAGCAAUGAGAACGACAACGACUGCACCCACUCGGAGACCCUGACCCGUGUGGGCUGGCCCUUCGUCCACAUGUUCGGCCUGGAGCCGUUGCUCUACGAGUUCGGUGUGGACGUGGCCAUUUGGGCGCACGAGCACUCGUACGAGCGGCUGUGGCCCAUAUAUGACUAUGAGGUGCGCAACGGGACACUUAAGGAUUCGCCGUACGAGGAUCCCCGGGCUCCGGUGCACAUUGUCACCGGGUCCGCGGGCUGCAAGGAGGGACGGGAGCCGUUCAAGGGCAAGAUACCCGAGUGGAGUGCCUUCCACAGCCAGGAUUAUGGCUAUACGCGUCUCAAGGCUCACAAUCGCACCCAUUUGCACUUUGAACAGGUGUCGGAUGACCAGGAUGGCGCCGUCAUCGAUGAGUUUUGGCUGGUCAAGUCCAAGCACGGCAGCUACCAAUAGAACUGAGGGACCUAAAACGAAACCAAAGCAAGCUAAAGGAGUCUCCAGGCAGCACACAACACAAGCACCCAUAGAAACUGUGGCAGUAUUAAAAGCGCGCACAUUCGAUUCUCGACCUGAUUCGAUCACAAACUAUAUAGAUACCUAGGAAUGGCAGAAUAUAUCGGUUUAUGGGGUCUGAUAUUUGAUAUCUUAACGUUGAUAAUGAAUGAUAUUGAUAUAUUGGAUAUUCCCGCUCGAUAUAUGUACAUCCCUAGCAAUGGUACCCUAGAGGUAGAGCUGGAGAAAAAUAGAUUCCGUCGAUUUUUUCGAUCUUUUCAAAAAAAAAAAAACAUCGAAUAAAUCGAUAAAACAAUUAUUUAUUUUUAAAUUAAAUGAAAUCCAAUACAAGAAAUAAAAACCAAAAUACAUUCCUACACAUUUAAUAAGGAAAAGUAAGGUUCAAUAACAUAGAAAAAGAAACAACAAAAUCAUCGAUUGUUUUAUCGACCAAAAUAGAAAGAAUCUAUGUAAUCGUUGACAUCGAUUUUUCCCAGCUCGACCACUAGGCAUGGUCUAUAACACAUUCCUUAAGCGAAUAUCACAUGUACAAAGCCCAGCCAGACCGAACUAAACUAUUACUUAGCCAAUUUUUGCGAGCCAAGCAUUUAAGAGAGCAUUUAGUGUAAGGAGCUCCAAACUUGCACUUAGCCCAAUUUAAAAUUAAUUAAUUAAGCAUUGGGAAACCCAUUUAUCACACUUAUUAUUUUACUUAAGUUUUUUAACAUUCAAAAUGCAAAUUCAGUGCUUUUUCUUGCCUGAAAUUCCCUAAUGGUUUUUAAUUUAUGGAGUUUUGGGUACUUUUACAUAUAUUUAUAGUCCUGGAAAACCGACUAUACUACCAUUACAAUUACUAUUUUACCCUGUGGUCCCAAUAAACUGCUUAAAUACA